CUACUCGCUACUCCCAACUCUCCCGAGUCACUCAAUCCGAGUUCGCAAAUUAUCAAAAUAUUCAUCUCUUCUCAGCCUCCUUUCUCUUUCUUUCUUUCUGUCUUUUUGGCCAAUUCCUUAGUGGGUUCGUUGUCUCAAGCUCUUCUUCCACCCCCAUUUGCCGUUUUAACGCCGCCAUUAUUGCCCCUUUUCAUAUCUUCUUCUUCUUCUUUGUGUUCCAUUUUGCUUCUGUUGCUCUGUUUUUCUUGGAACUGAGAAGAGAGGAGAAAGAACGGUUGUGGGGUUUCGUUUUUCUUUUGGGUUUCUUCUCUUGAAAUCGCCUUGUUUAGUUAGUCUUCUCCUCUUUUUUCUCAGUCGUUUCUCUUUCACCGGGAUUUUGGCUGCAAUUUUUCAGAAAUGAAUCUAUGUCUCUUCCAUGGUGAGACGGAUGUUUUGAUUCUUUUGAUGCUCUGACCGAUUCCUCAACUCGUUAUCUUGAAUACCCACAUCUUGAUUUUUGGUUUUCUGGACUGGGUUUCGUUUUCUUUUGUUAAUCUCUUCGAUUUCGGCUGUUGGGUUUUGAGAUUUGGUUAGGAAAUGCAGGAUGUGUUUUGAGGAUUUUGGGGGUUUUUGAUUGAAAUUUCUCUAUUGCCGUUAUGUGGGGCGUGAUUCAUGCGAGGCGUUUGCUUUGAAGUUGUUGAAUGAUGAUUUUCCUCAAGAUUCUAGGGUUUAUGCGUUCGUUUGCGGCUGAUUUCUACUGGGUUCAGUUCAAUGCUUCUUGGGAUUUUCAAGAAUUUGUGUUCUGAUAUGGUUUAUUUGCUCCUCUAGCUCUGCAAUUACCACACAUUAUCGCCAUUGGAACCAAUUUAAUCAGUCUUCGGGAGCUUUUUUCUCAAGGAUUCCAAAAGGGGGGGGAAAAAGGUAAAAUCUCUGGAAGAGAAUAAGGAUUUUUGCAACGGUUUAAAUUUAUCAUCCCCUCCUUCAAAGCUGCUUUUAGGUUUUGGCAUUACACUCUUCAACUGAGCAUAUAUUUUGAGGGAUUUCCGUUUACAAGUUAUUAAUUUCUCUUGGCCUGGGGAGGGCAUAUGAUUUAUUGUCUAUUUGAAGACCUUUAUUGCGUAUCCGUUCUCUUUGCCGUUAUCGUUUUGUGGUAUUUAACUCUCAUUUGGAUAUUGUUCUCUUCUCUGGUUGAGCUGAAACUGAAAUCUACUUGCAUUGCUGUGAGUUGUGAGAGUUCAAAGCAUCCAUGGGGCUUCCUAGAAGUCUCGUGAUGCUGAUUGUUCAAAUGUGCUUCUUGUUUUUGGCUGAUCUGGUUAUGGUUCGAUCAGCUGAUACCGGUUCUUCGAUGCGUUCUUUGGAUGCUCUUCUCCAAGAAUACGCUUAUAAGGCAUUGGUUAAUCCGAAGACUGGUGUUCCUUAUGACGCUGCUGCUCCCUUGAAUUUGACGGGGGUUAGCAUUAGAGCUAUGAGGCUGAGGAGUGGCAGUUUUAGACGGUAUGGUGUUGUUUCAUUCAAGGAGUUUGAGAUCCCGACUGGCGUUAUUGUGCAGCCAUAUGUCGAGAGACUUGUUUUAGUUUAUCAGAACUUGGGGAACUGGUCCGAGGAGUAUUAUGCAUUGCCUGGUUAUACCUACUUAGCACCAGUUUUGGGUCUUCUUGCUUACAGUGCCUCCAAUCUCUCAGCAACAAAUCUCCCCGAACUCGAAAUGAGAGCAUCCGGGGACCCGAUAUAUGUUAAGUUUGACAAUGUCAAGUCCCUACCGGAUGGGACUGUUGCAAAGUGUGUUUGGUUUAAUCUUCAGGGAAAAGCCAAUUUUAGUAGUGUGGAGUCUGGAAAUACAUGUUCAACUAUCCGACAUGGGCAUUUCUCCAUUGUUGUUGAGUCUAUCGCUCCUUCCCCGACACCACCAUCGCCCCCGGGAGCUGUAAUCCCCAAUGCACCUCCACCUUCAAGGAAGAAAAACACCACUAGAGUGUGGAUCAUAGUAGGAUCUGUAUUGGGUGGAGCACUGCUAUUGGUAUUGCUCGCACUCCUCAUUCUGUGGCUUCGCAAGUUAAAGAAAAGAAACAAAAUGGAACAGAUGGAGAGGGCAGCGGAAUCGGGAGAGCCUCUACAAAUGGCGAUAGUUGGCGACACAAAAGCACCCACGGCGACUGUGACACGGACGCAGCCAACUCUUGAGACAGAAUACGUGCCUUGAGUUCUACCAACCGAUCAUUCGCCCGGUACUAAGAUAUUCCUCCUGCAUUCAAACAUAUUCAUCCUUUUUAGUAGAUCUCUCUCACAUCUCAUUUGAUAUGGUUUUCUCUCAUUUUCUUUUUCAUUUCCUGAUCGCUUUUGAUGGUAUUCUUGUGAGUAGUAGAAGUUUUUAUGAUGAUUUUUGUGUAAAUCCCGUUUAUUCCUGAUACUUGUAAUGAUGAAUGAUUCAUUGUUUGGCACAAAAAAUUGUUACUGAGAAGAGAUUUUCCUCUUCUUGUGUAUCUGAUGAAUUUGGUUUUAUGCAAUUUCGAAGGCAAUAAAGAGAUUCUCAUGAAAUGUUGUUUGUUU
Messenger RNA from Benincasa hispida (wax gourd), 2526 nucleotides. RefSeq names its product transmembrane protein, putative (DUF1191). Gene Ontology annotation, cellular component: membrane. The record is from RefSeq and is a predicted model, not a curated record. Lineage: Eukaryota; Viridiplantae; Streptophyta; Magnoliopsida; Cucurbitales; Cucurbitaceae.